GUGCGUAUGCCGUGCAGUAUAAAUAAAUAAGAAUAAUAUCUGCAAUCUUUGCCAUAAACGUCAACAAGCAGAGAAAUAACAAACGCAGCAGAAGUCGCCGUCGCAGCCAACGAAGAACCGUGAAGAACAACAGCCGCCCGCUCCCCCCUCUCUCUCGUUCAUCAUGUACUAUCCGCCCGUUGAUAGCUAUACCGGUUAUCGGGUAACUCCACCCCAAAGCAGUCACCAGCACAACAACAACAAUAACACCAGCAGCAGCAGCAGCAACAACCACAACAACAACAACAACAGCGGCAGCCACAUCCACAGAAUGGACACCGAUGAUGUCGAAUCGAACACAAGCAGCGCCAUCACCACAUUGGGCACCCUUUUCUCAUUCCAAUCGCCGGCUGUGAAAAAGUUACUCGGCUGGAAACAGGGCGAUGAGGAGGAGAAAUGGGCCGAGAAGGCAGUCGACAGUUUGGUGAAGAAACUAAAGAAGCGCAAAGGCGCCAUCGAGGAACUGGAACGCGCCCUAUCCUGCCCCGGUCAGCCAUCCAAGUGUGUGACCAUACCACGAUCGCUAGAUGGACGAUUACAGGUAUCUCAUCGCAAGGGUCUGCCGCAUGUGAUUUAUUGCCGCGUCUGGCGCUGGCCGGACUUACAGUCGCAUCAUGAACUCAAACCGCUCGAAUUAUGCCAAUAUCCGUUUAGCGCCAAACAGAAGGAGGUCUGCAUUAAUCCGUAUCACUACAAGCGUGUAGAGAGUCCGGUGCUGCCGCCGGUGCUGGUGCCCAGGCACUCAGAGUUUGCGCCGGGUCACUCGAUGCUGCAGUUCAAUCAGAUGGCCGAGCCGAGCAUGCCGCACAAUGUCAGCUACUCGAACAGUGGCUUCAAUUCGCACAGUCUCAGCAAUAGCAACACAUCGGUGGGCAGUCCCAGUUCGGUUAAUUCCAAUCCCAAUUCGCCGUAUGACAGCCUGGCGGGCACACCGCCGCCCGCCUACAGUCCCUCGGAGGAUGGCAACUCGAACAAUCCGAACGAUGGCACACAAAUGCUCGACGCCCAGAUGGGCGAUGUGGCGCAGGUUAGCUACUCGGAGCCAGCCUUUUGGGCAUCCAUUGCCUACUAUGAGCUUAAUUGUCGCGUCGGCGAGGUGUUCCACUGCAAUAACAAUUCGGUCAUUGUCGAUGGCUUCACGAAUCCAUCAAAUAACUCCGAUCGCUGCUGCCUCGGCCAGCUCAGCAAUGUGAAUCGCAACAGUACCAUAGAAAAUACACGCCGUCAUAUAGGUAAAGGCGUUCAUCUGUACUAUGUAACCGGGGAGGUCUAUGCCGAAUGCCUGUCCGAUUCUGCGAUAUUUGUGCAAUCGCGCAAUUGUAAUUAUCAUCACGGCUUCCAUCCGAGCACCGUGUGCAAAAUACCGCCCGGUUGUUCAUUAAAAAUCUUUAACAAUCAGGAAUUUGCUCAACUGCUAUCGCAAUCGGUUAACAAUGGAUUUGAGGCCGUUUACGAGCUAACUAAAAUGUGCACAAUACGCAUGUCCUUUGUGAAGGGCUGGGGUGCUGAAUAUCAUCGACAGGAUGUUACCUCAACGCCCUGCUGGAUUGAGAUACAUUUGCAUGGGCCGCUGCAGUGGCUGGACAAGGUGCUCACACAGAUGGGAUCGCCGCAUAAUGCAAUCAGUUCCGUAUCCUAAGAUAAAGACAACUAAAUGGAAACAAUAUUCAAGCAAGAAGGAAGGAAAACCCAACACACACACAUAGAUGAUGAUGAUGUAGCUAAAAGACGUAAUGCCGUUAGCUGAGCCCUAUGCCUAAAUAUUUGUGUGCGUGUAUAUAUGCCUUACAAACCGAUAUAUAUAUAUAUACACUUAUAUAUAUAUAUAUGUACCUAGAUUGAUAUAUAUAUGUAGACAGCUACUCAACCCGCCUCUCGCCCACAUACACAUACUUAUCUAUUUUAUAGUUUAAACAUAUGAUUUUCUACGCGAAUGUCAUUCCUUAUGCAAAACAAAUGAAAAGAAAAAAGUUAAUGCAAGCGAAAACGAACUAAAGUUUGAUCUAUAUACAACUAUUGUACUAUUAUUAUUACUAUUAUUAUUAUUAUUAUUAUUAUGAUAAUGAUAUAUGCCCAUUGGCAAAUGUUGUUCAAGUCUAUUUCAAGUGCUACUUAUGUGUCAUUGCGAAUUGCUUUUAAAGAAUAGCAAAAGCAACAGAAUAAACCUAAAUAUAUAUAUAUAUAUAUAUAUAGUAUAUACAUAUAUAAAUCAAAUUAUGCUUAUGUGUAGGGCAAGUUUUAAACAACUUUUAUGCAAUACAUUUCUUUAAAAAACAAAAAAAAAAAGAAGAGAAAAACACAACACAAAAGUUACGCUUAACUAAUUGAUGAUCUUGUUUAUGUUUAAGUACAAUUUAAAAAAAGUUA
This is a messenger RNA of Drosophila novamexicana, 2406 nucleotides long. It is a transcript of the gene Mad, whose product is annotated as protein mothers against dpp. Gene Ontology annotation, biological process: transforming growth factor beta receptor signaling pathway; anatomical structure morphogenesis; cell differentiation. The record is from RefSeq and is a predicted model, not a curated record. Gene Ontology annotation, cellular component: heteromeric SMAD protein complex. The transcript is spliced from 4 exons. NCBI's taxonomy places the organism in Eukaryota, Metazoa, Arthropoda, Insecta, Diptera, Drosophilidae. Bases 164 to 1678 code for a protein of 504 amino acids. Gene Ontology annotation, molecular function: I-SMAD binding; DNA-binding transcription factor activity, RNA polymerase II-specific; RNA polymerase II cis-regulatory region sequence-specific DNA binding.